This is a messenger RNA of Macrosiphum euphorbiae (potato aphid), 1335 nucleotides long. The record is from the annotation of a GenBank genome assembly. NCBI's taxonomy places the organism in Eukaryota, Metazoa, Arthropoda, Insecta, Hemiptera, Aphididae.
AUGCCUAGACUCAAGGCAAAAAAGAGGCAGUCAACGUCAAGUGGAUUUCAAGGGAAUGAUGAUACGGUGAUUAACGAAAGCGCCGGAAGCUCAAGAACGAUAAACUUUCGUGAUGUGCAAGAAUCACUGUACCCCUUCAGUGGCGACGAUUCAUACUCCGUCGAGAAAUGGGUCGCGGACGUUGAAGAAAUGGCCGAGGUCUGUGGAUGGACCAGUCUCGAAAUAUUCAUUUACGGUAAGCGCCUACUUCAAGGAACUGCAAUGUUGUUUAUCCGCGCCGAGUGUGGUAUUAAGUCCUGGGAAACAUUGCGAGAUCGUCUGAGAAAUGAAUUUAGAAACAGAUUGACGGCUGCUGAUGUGCAUAGACAAUUAGCUGCACAAACUAGGCAAGAAGGUGAGACGCUUAUGCAAUUUUUGUACCGAAUGAGAGAACUGGCUAUGCAGGGUUCGGUGCAAGACGAUUCCCUAAUUGAUUAUGUUAUAUCUGGCAUUCAAGAUUCCGAAGUGAAUAAGACUGUACUCUAUGGGGCCACCAACAUCGUAGAGUUUAAGCGGAAAUUAGAGGUAUAUGGUGUGAUAAACCAGCGAAUAUUGGUUGAAGCUAAGAAUAAUAUUAAACCACAUGGACGCCGUUCCGAGCCGUAUAAUCAGCUUAGACCUUCACAGCCAGUUGAUAAGUCUUUACUGCGCUGCUAUACGUGUGGGGUCAAGGGACAUCUGUCUCCAGACUGCCCAGAUGCAGCUAAGGGCAUCAAAUGUUUUGCCUGCCAGUCGCAUGGACAUCGAGCAGCCGAUUGCCCAAAUGCAGGUCGGCGAAAUGAGGACGGGCCACAGAUGUAUCAAGUUAAUAGUUUGCCAGCUGAUAACCGAAUUUUUAAGUUGGUCAAAGUCCAGGGUGUGGAUACAGCUGCACUGAUAGAUACUGGUUGUGAUAUGAAUAUCUGUCGCCGUUCAUUCAUGAUGUUGUUAUCUCAAGAAUCAGCAGUAUCUGCCAAAGUCAGGUUGAGUGGACCAGCUGGUUCCUCAUUUUACACCGAAAAAAUGUGUGCUGUAGAUUUGUCCGUGGAUGGAAAUACGUAUCACAUAGACUUAUAUUCUGUGUCGGAUGAUGAUAUUUUGUGUGACUUGAUUAUAGGGAGACAUCUAUUCCAAACGAAGGCUGAGUUGCGUGUUGGACCUAAGUUAAUCGAGAUAUCCAGGGUACCUGAACAAAGAAUAAUGGCCAUCGAGACCUGUAUGGACGAAUUGGAUGUGGGGCUUCGGGGCAGUGUUGUUACAAUUGGAAAACGAUGGCGAGCUCCACCCAGUUUAUUUUAUGAGCAAAAAAACAACUGA